AUGCCACUGGAAUCCUUAAACACGUUACUCAAACAGCUGGAGAAAGAAAAAUGGAGUCUCGAGAACCAAGUGAAAGACUACACACUUAGACUGGAACAAGAAUCAAAGGUUUACCACAAGACCAACAGUGAGCGCCACACGUACCUAGCAGAAAUGUCCCAGGUAACAGGCCCACAUCCAGUUUCCAAAAGACAACAGAUAGACCAACUGCCCAGAAUGAAAGAGAAUCUAAUGAAAACGGGGAGAGCUUAUGCGGUUAAUCAGAAGAUAGAGAGUGGCAAGAAAGGACCAGUGAAAAAGGUCACGAGAACAAGCCAUCUCCCAAAACUCAACCCGUGA
Chrysochloris asiatica (Cape golden mole) is the source of this 339-nucleotide messenger RNA. RefSeq names its product coiled-coil domain-containing protein 169-like. Bases 1 to 339 code for a protein of 112 amino acids. The record is from RefSeq and is a predicted model, not a curated record. Lineage: Eukaryota; Metazoa; Chordata; Mammalia; Afrosoricida; Chrysochloridae. The transcript is spliced from 2 exons.